Molecule: messenger RNA, 2863 nt
Organism: Otolemur garnettii (small-eared galago)
Lineage: Eukaryota; Metazoa; Chordata; Mammalia; Primates; Galagidae
Gene: SLC6A5
Product: solute carrier family 6 member 5
Exons: 16
Coding region: 273-2666 (797 amino acids)
Biological process (GO): sodium ion transmembrane transport; glycine import across plasma membrane; synaptic transmission, glycinergic
Cellular component (GO): membrane
Molecular function (GO): glycine:sodium symporter activity
Source: RefSeq, a predicted model, not a curated record
CACGCCAAACACGCAGUCUCCUCCCGCCCAAGGGACAACUGGUCAGCGUAGGCAAGGCUGUUGUCCCUUUAAAACUCGAAUCCAAGGGGGUAAUGAUUUAUCAAACUUGUAUUAUCACGAAAAUGUCAAACCAAGGGCACCUUGCUUUGCACUGACGCAAACCGGUCUUUCCCAAGGAGAUAUAGAAAGCGCUUCUCCUGCUAGAGCCAAACCCAGUCUUGCCAAUAGCGGGUUUUACCGUCUACCGGUUCAGUCUGUUACCUGUGUUAGACAUGGAUUGCAGUGCACCAAAGGAAAUGAAUAAACAACCAGCCAACAGCCUGGAGGCGGCGGCGGCGCUGGGCCACCCCGAUGGCCCAUGCGCUCCUAGGACGAGCCCUGAGCAAGAGCUUCCUGUGGCCGCCGCCGCGACGCCGCCACGUGUGCCCAGGUCUGCUUCCACCGGCGCCCAAACUUUCCAGUCCACUGACGCGCGAGCAUGUGGGGCCGAUCGGCCAGGAGUGGGGUCUUGCAAACUCAGUAGCCCCCGGGCGCAAGCGGUCUCGGCGGCUUUGAGGGACUUGAGCCAGGCGCAGGGCGCGCAGGCCGCCCCGCCUCCUGAGGGCGCAGGCCUCGGCAACGCGCUGCAAUGUAAGAUCCCGGCUCUGCGCGGCCCGGAGGGGGAUGCGAACGUGAGUGUGGGCAAGGGCACUCUGGAGCGGAACAAUACCCCUGCGGUGGGCUGGGUGAAUAUGAGCCAGAGCACGGUGGUGCUGGGCACGGAUGGAAUCACGUCUGUGCUCCCGGGCAGCGUGGCCACCGCCGCCACUCAGGAGGACGAGCAAGGGGAUGAGAAUAAGGCCCGAGGGAACUGGUCCAGCAAACUGGACUUCAUCCUGUCCAUGGUGGGGUAUGCAGUGGGGCUGGGCAAUGUCUGGAGGUUUCCCUACCUGGCCUUCCAGAACGGGGGAGGUGCUUUCCUCAUCCCUUACCUGAUGAUGCUGGCUCUGGCCGGAUUGCCUAUCUUCUUCCUAGAGGUGUCACUGGGCCAGUUUGCUAGCCAGGGGCCAGUGUCUGUGUGGAAGGCCAUUCCAGCUCUGCAAGGCUGUGGCAUCGCGAUGUUGAUCAUCUCCGUCCUAAUAGCCAUAUACUACAAUGUGAUUAUUUGCUACACACUUUUCUACCUAUUUGCCUCCUUUGUGUCUGUGCUACCCUGGGGCUCCUGCAACAACCCUUGGAACACACCAGACUGCAAAGAUAAAACCAAACUUCUAUUAGAUUCCUGUGUUAUCAGUGACCAUCCCAAAGUACAGAUCAAGAACUCAACUUUCUGCAUGACUGCCUAUCCCAACUUGACAAUGGUUAAUUUCACCAGCCAGGCCAAUAAGACGUUUGUCAGUGGAAGCGAAGAGUAUUUCAAGUAUUUUGUGCUGAAGAUUUCUGCAGGGAUUGAAUAUCCUGGUGAGAUCAGAUGGCCGUUAGCCUUCUGCCUCUUCCUGGCUUGGGUAAUUGUGUACGCAUCCCUGGCUAAAGGAAUCAAGACUUCAGGAAAAGUGGUGUACUUCACGGCCACAUUCCCGUAUGUCGUGCUCGUGAUCCUUCUCAUCCGAGGAGUCACUCUGCCUGGAGCUGGAGCUGGGAUCUGGUACUUCAUCACACCGAAGUGGGAGAAACUCACAGAUGCCACGGUGUGGAAAGAUGCUGCCACUCAGAUUUUCUUCUCUUUAUCCGCCGCAUGGGGAGGCUUGAUUACUCUCUCUUCUUACAACAAAUUCCACAACAACUGUUACCGGGACACUCUGAUCGUAACCUGCACCAACAGUGCCACCAGCAUCUUUGCCGGCUUCGUUAUCUUCUCUGUUAUCGGCUUCAUGGCCAAUGAACGCAAAGUCAACAUCGAGAAUGUGGCAGACCAAGGGCCAGGAAUUGCAUUUGUGGUUUACCCGGAAGCCUUAACCAGGCUGCCGCUCUCUCCAUUCUGGGCCAUCAUCUUUUUCCUGAUGCUGCUCACUCUUGGACUUGACACUAUGUUUGCCACCAUCGAGACUAUAGUGACCUCCAUCUCGGAUGAGUUCCCCAAGUACCUGCGCACACACAAGCCAGUCUUUACUCUGGGCUGCUGCAUUUGUUUCUUCAUCAUGGGCUUUCCAAUGAUCACGCAGGGUGGCAUUUACAUGUUCCAGCUUGUGGACACGUAUGCUGCGUCCUAUGCCCUCGUCAUCAUUGCCAUCUUUGAGCUCGUGGGGAUCUCCUAUGUGUACGGUUUGCAAAGGUUCUGUGAAGAUAUAGAAAUGAUGAUUGGAUUUCAGCCUAACAUUUUCUGGAAAGUCUGCUGGGCCUUUGUAACCCCGACCAUUUUAACCUUUAUCCUUUGCUUCAGCUUUUACCAGUGGGAGCCCAUGACCUACGGCUCUUACCGCUACCCUAACUGGUCCAUGGUGCUUGGGUGGCUUAUGCUGGCCUGUUCCGUUAUCUGGAUCCCCAUUAUGUUUGUGAUAAAAAUGCAUCUGGCCCCUGGCAGAUUUAUUGAGAGGCUGAAGUUGGUGUGUUCGCCCCAGCCAGACUGGGGCCCUUUCUUAGCUCAACAUCGCGGGGAGCGUUAUAAGAACAUGAUCGACCCCUUGGGAACCUCUUCCCUGGGACUCAAACUGCCAGUGAAGGAUUUGGAACUGGGCACCCAGUGCUAGUCCAGGGGUGUGGGGUGGUCCAGACUCGAUCCUGGUUUUCCUCUCUGCCUCCUCCUUAUAUUUUCCCCGCCUUUCUUCCCAUUUUUCUUCUUCCUUCUCCCCACGUCUCGUUCCAUGUCCAUACAUGAGAGUGGCUGUGUAGAAAAGUAGGCCGUAGUGUCACAUGCCAUGGUGAAGAGCUGGACAGUCCCCUUGAA